CCAGGGCUGUGUGUGCUUUUCUGGGACCAUGAGGCUGCGGCGGAAAGGCGAUCUCCUCUGCACGUUCCUCCUGCUAACAACGUUUGGUAUUUUGCUCUACAUCCAAAUGCGCUCGGACACCCCGUGGCUGGAUAAGCCCGAGCAAAGACGGCAAGCCGGAACCGAGAGGUACGCCCUGCUGGGGAGCACCAAGACAGCAACUCGGCUGGCGUUGACCAGCAGCUCGCCAGGGUCGGAGAGGGUCUGUCAGCCAGGCCAACAGCUAGACACUGCCCGGGAGCAAAGGCUAACAUCAGCGCCCUCCAACCUUUUACCCUGGAACUACCGCCAGUACCUCUGGCAAAAGGAUUGCCGGGAGUUCCGGCAGAUCAUUAACCAGGAGAACAAGUGCCGGAAGGUGCGAGGAGAACAACUGUUACUGAUCUCUAUCAAGUCCAGGGUGGAAGAGUUCGAAAGGCGCGAAGUCGCUCGCAAAACCUGGGCGCGGGAGGGCGAGGUCCGCCACCUGCAGGUCCGCAGGCUCUUCCUGCUGGGAAUCCCAGCCAACCAGAGCUCCCUAGCUUCCUGGAGCCGCCUGCUGGAGCAGGAGAGCCAGACCUACCAGGACAUUCUCCUGUGGGACUUCCAGGACACGUUCUUCAACCUCACGCUGAAGGAGAUCCACUUUCUCAAGUGGCUGGAUCAGUUCUGCUCCUCUGCGGAGUUCGUCUUCAAAGGGGACGACGAUGUCUUCGUCAACGUGGAGAACAUCGCCGACUUCUUGGCGGACGCCGACCCCAAGGAUGACCUCUUCGUGGGUCACAUCAUCUACCAGGCGCUGCCCAUCAGAUCCAACAAGAGUAAAUACUUUAUCCCGGAGAUGAUGUACGGCCCAGGGGUUUACCCUGUCUACGCGGGAGGUGGGGGCUUCCUCAUGUCGGUGCACACCGCUCGGAGGCUGUACCAAGCCAGCAAGGAGGUAGAUCUCUUCCCCAUCGACGAUGUCUUUCUGGGGAUGUGCUUGCUGCGGAUCGGCCUCGAACCCCUGACUCAUGAAGGAUUCCGAACAUUCGGCAUCGUCCGGCCCUCAGCCGCACCCCACAUGCAGACGUUUGACCCGUGCUUCUACAAGGAGCUGAUGGUGGUCCACAGCCUGAAGGUGCCCGAAAUCUGGCUGAUGUGGAGCCUCCUCCACGACCCGAAGCUGGACUGCGCUCGCAAGGGGUCCAUGAAGCGCCCCUUCAGGUGGCGGGUCAAGCGGAAGUCCCCGUCCCCCUCUGUCUGGACAUUAAAGCACUGACAGAGGACAGAAAGGGAAGCUCUCUCCCGUUACUUGGAGACAAGCCCUCAGUUAUUACCCUUGGAAAUUUGUACUUUGAAUGUUUUAUAAAUAUUUCUUUUUUAAAAAUAUUAUUAUUUAAAGUCACCCAUGGCAACAGAUAGGUGCACCUCCAAAGCACAAUGGUUUAUAAUGUCAAACACGAGGGAUGGGUUCAUCUAAAUCACAGCCAUUUCUUCCUGACCAAUGGUUUCACUCAGACCUACCGUUUAGCAUCUUAUAGACUGAAUCUUUCCGGCGUUCGUAAGCCAGGAACAGUAGGGAGGUGCUGAACACAUUGGCACAGGCCAGGACUGGGAUGAUAGAGCUGGCAUCAGCCAAUCUUGGCGAUGGUGAGGCCCUGCAGACACCAGCCCUGUGCAAACAAAAAGAAAACAAGCCAGUUCCUGCUGGCUGCUUACAAACUGAAAAUAUAACCCCGUCGAUGCACACAGGAGGCAAUGUGGCCCAUCCGCUCCUUACUAGUGGCCAACAGAACAAGUCGAUCAUUCCCAUUCCCCUUACAAUCCCCAUCGCCCAGAAAUUUCCAGAAGUGUCCAUCCAAUGUCAUUUUGAAACUAUUCAUCCUACCUGUUGGGAGUUUGAAGUUAAUCUGCACCAUCCUUCCAGGUGGUGAAUUCCAGGUCAUUAUCACUCAUUGCUUUGAAAAAGGUUUCUUCUUUACAUUAUCCUUACAUCCCUUUCCUGAAGUAUUUAAAUCCAUCUCCUCAUACUUUGGCAUCAACAAAUACUGACCCCGUGAACUUCUGUCAAGUCUAUUUCUUGGGACCAAUCCAAGUUUCUCCUGGAGCUAAUUUUUUUUUAUCCCCGGGACUUUCUGGUGAAUCUGCCUUUGAACUCAAGACCUCAAUCCCAUUUGCUGUUCUAACUUAUUUUUAAUGUGUGCUGGCUCCUUCAGAGAUCCAUGCACAUGAACCUUUGUUUUUGUAUAGUGUUCUGAUUUGUCUGUCAGUAUAACCCUUGUGCCAAAUGCAUCAUUUAAUACCUCUCUGUGCUAAAUACCAUCUGUGCCACUUACCUGCCCAUUCUGUUCACCUAUUCUUGGUAGUCAGUAGGUAUCAUCCUCACAGAUUUGCCACGAUUUUUGAGAAGAUUUGUAGCUCAGGUUGAGGUUCUGGGCGUGAGUUUGCUCGCUGAGCUGGAAGGUUAGUUUUCAGACGUUUCGUCACCAUUCUAGGUAACAUCAUCAGUGAUCCUCCGACGAAGCGCUGGUGUUAUGUCCCGCUUUCUAUUUAUCUGGUUAGGUUUCCUUGGUUUGGUGAUCUCAUUUCCUGUGUUGGUGAUGUCAUUUCCUGUUCUUUUUCUCAGGGCGUGGUAGAUUGGCUCCAAAUCAAUGUGUUUGUUGAUGGAGUUCCGGUUGGAAUGCCAUGCUUCUAGGAAUACUCGUGCGUGUCUCUGUUUGGCUUGUCCUAGGAUGGAUGUGUUGUCCCAAUCAAAGUGGUGUCCUUCCUUAUCUGUAUGUAAGGAUACGAGUGAUAGUGGGUCCUGUCGUUUUGUGGCUAGUUGAUGUUCAUGUAUCCUGGUGGCUAGCUUUCUGCCAGUUUGUCCAAUGAAGUGUUUGUCACAGUUCUUGUAAGGUAUUUUGUAGAUGACAUUCAUUUUAUUUGUUGUCUGUAUAGGGUCUUUUAAGUUCAUUAGCUGCUGUUUUAGUGUGUUGGUGGGUUUGUGGGCUACCCUGAUGCCAAGAUGUCCGGGUAAUCUGGCAGUCAUUUCGGAAAUGUCUUUGAUGUAGGGGAGAGUGGUUAUGGUUUCUGAGCCCGUUUUGUCUGUUUGUUUGGGUUUAUUGCUGAGGAAUCGGCGGACUGCGUUCAUAGGGUACCCAUUCUUUUUGAAUACGCUGUAUAGGUGAUAUCUCAGUUCAGCGAGCAAACUCACACCCAGAUUUGCCACAUUGCCAACAUUGAAAUCAUUGGCAAAUUUUGAAAUGUUCCUCUGUAUCCCAAAAUUCAAGUCGUUUAUUUAUCAGAAAAAAUCGUGCUUCAAAUAUUUAAGCUCACCAUUGACUACCAUCCUCCAGCCUGAAAGGGAUUUAACACAACUGGCUAAUUUCUGUUAUCAAGGUUAUUAUUUUAUCCAAGCUGACACUGGCCUAUUUCAAGAGUUUCAGUUUGAUUAACCAAUUUUCAUAUGUUGAACUUCGUGAAAUGUUUUCUUAAAACCCAUAGAGACAACAUGCAUUGCAUUACAUCAUUUUUCAGUUACUUAGCUAACAUAACUAGCAAACAAUCCUGAGUGUGCCAACACCUGCACUAACAGCUUGUUUAAGAAAAUCAGUCAAGUUGAUAAUGUUUUCUAGGAGUGAUAUAUGUUCAUAUACUAGGUCCUGCUCUUUGUAGACAAAAGGAAAAUGUUCAAACUUUGCUCAUUCUUUGAAUUAUCUGUGAACUGGGUAACUGUGAACUGUGAACAUGGUAACACCUCAGGCCAACUAGAUUUGGCUUACCAUCAUAUGGGCAUGCUUUUCUCCGGUAGUACAAAUAGCUGUCAUUGUUUAACAUUUGGCAUUCUCGAGUUUGUCAUUAUGAGUGCAUGGCAAAAAGCUUUGGCAAUCUGAUUAUCAUUCUUACUACUCAUCACUGAUGUUAAAUUGACUGUCUUGUAGUUACCAGGAAUGUCUUGACACUCUUGUGAACAAGGAUGUCACAUUUACUUCUUUCCAAUCCUCUAGCACCUCCGUAUUUCUCAGGAAAAUCACAAGUUUAUGGUGAGCACUGUUUAAGCAUUCUAGCCUAAGCCUGUGCCUCUAAGUGUAUACAAUCUAGUAUGUUUUUGUUUGCAAGAAUUCUCUGAUACUUUGUAAAUCAGAGUAAUUUAGCAUGUUGAAUUGCAAAAUAAAUUCCCUACAGUUUUGACAAGACUACAACAGGUCUCACUUUUAGCAAUCCAGAGACAUGCAGCAUCCAGGAGUUUCUGAUAUGAGGAAUAGGUCUGUGAGUGGAAUAAAAAUUCCGAACCCCAGCUCCCCUCCUCUCUCCCCACUCCAUCUGCCUCACAUUCUGUCUUGUCCCCUCCUCUCCCCCACUGCCUCUCCCUCCAUCCAUACCAGCCAUAACUCACUUUGCAGCAUUGUCAUCUCUGAAUCACAAGAUUCCAGAUUUAAAUCCCACCCUAGUACAUAAAUCAGGCCUGAUACAUUUGUUGCGUGAUGUACUGUUGGAAGAGCUCUCUUUUUGGAUGAAAUGUUCAAACCAAGGUCCUAACUACCUACUUGGGUAGACCAAGAAGAUCCCACAUCACAGUUCUGACAAGGAGCAGGGGAGCUAUCGCUGGGGUCCACAUCAUUGUUUCUCCCUUGCUCAACAUCAUUGAAGCAGAUUAUCUAGUCAUUGUCAUGUUCCUGUUUUGAUUAUCACAUUUCUUCCGUUACAACAGUGACCAUACUGCAUUGGCUGCAAAGCACUUCAAAACUUGGUCAUCAAAAUCACUACAUAAAUGCAAUUUUAUUUCACAUUUUCUAUCUGUACUAGUGUGACAGGCUAGUUAAUGGAGUCACCCCAUGCAGGGCCGAGCCAGUAUAAAUAUUAAAGGACUUUAAACUGCUCUAGGCAGUCCCAUUUUUGUAAAAAUACAUUGUAAAAAUAACUGAAUUUUUAUACUUUGUCUUCGCUCAAUAAACACCAGUUAUAGAAUCUGGAUUAACUGUAAUUCUAACAUCUCUUUAAUAAUUAGAUUUUAUAUUAUUAUAUACUUUCUCCACCUUGAAAAAUGUCAAAAGCAUGAUGGGGAAAGCAACUUGUAAUAUUUGUUUUGUCCAAAUGUAUUGGCAACUUGCCUGGAAACUGUUAUGAUAACAACAUUGUCCUAGAUUUGGCCGGAUAAAACAGAGUUUCAUAACUUAAAAUUACCUCAGUUGCUCACAUAGCAGUAGAUGAGAAAUCUCUUCAUCUAAUCCGUCACAAAAUUGCUUAAAGCAGGUCAGUUUGCUCUUUUCUUGAAGUUCAAGUUCACAAGACCCCCUAAACAAAUAAAUCAGCUUGUCAUCAAAGCACCAGUCAAAAUACAGAAAUUCUUCCAUUUUGGGGAACAAUGUACCAACCUGUUUAGGGCUGUUUGUGCCGAGCAGUACCAACUCUUACACAACUCACAAUCAAGAAUAGGCAAAGAUGCUUACCCGACAGAGUACAAUAUUGUACUAUUAAUGCAAACAUAAAUUUAGUUGCUCCUCUCGGUGAUGGAAGGCCAGGGAAUGUUGUUGGAAAUGUAGGACUCUCCCAGAAUUCACAGCAGAUGUACUGAGAGAAGGUAGAAUGCUCAGCUUAUAAUGUAAAAUAGGGUCUCGGUAGAGGAACCAGCCAUUCCCAUUCUCUGCUGUGACCCCCAGCUGCUGAUAUAAAUGGCAGACAGCCACUUAACAAUAUUCAGCAUUUAUUUUGGAAUGAUUUUCAGUAUGCAUGAGCCAUUGCAGAUGUUUGCCUUGGAUAGUGGCUCCUUCUUCUCCCUCCAUUUCACCUUGUUCCCCAUGCUCCUCGGUUCAUCAGAGGUCAGAAACACUUAUUGCAAUUCCACCAAAAUUCAGUGCUGCAGCCAAAUUUUUUGACACAAUUCAAUAAGCUUUCAAAAUUGGACUUUGACCUAUAUGGCCACAGCCACAUCAUCCACCAACAAUGGCGAGUUCAAAAUCAUCUAAGCCACAUUAUUCUAAGCAUUUUAGAGGCAGAUACAAAAUGGAAAAUUGUUGUAAACAAGAGAUAUGCUAUCAAAACGUUUUAUCUUACACUAAGUACAGAUGCAAGAAUGUGGCAUUUUAAAGAAGGCAAUAAUUUAUUUUGCAUGAGAACAAGAGUACCAUUUGGCUGACAAAUCUACUCUGAUUGGUUGAGGCAUUGCCAUGGAGAAUGCACCAAGAAACGGAUAUCCUUCAUGCAUUUGUUUAACUUGAAAAAGGCACAAUGCCUGUUCAUAUUUCAUUCUCCUGCAGAGGACAGGCCUGUGCACUAUGAAUAUUGGCAGCUUCUACCAAAUGUAGGGAGUGUAAACUUAUCAAACAAGACAUGUUCAAAUAGUCACAAUAGGCAGGUUGCUAACUGGCUCAAUCUAUACAUUCUGGCAAAAUUAAGAAAAAAAGUCGAAUGUUAUAUGUGAUUAUACACAGCUUGCACCUACUGAACAAUCCCAAGUGCCCUAUAAAUUACACAAAUAACCAAUUUAAGAUGAUUAGUCAGUCUCAAAUAUGGCUGAGUUUUGCUUGCUAGAAGCUACAUAAAUUCAUGCUCCUAGUUCUUAUGUUUAUGUGCAGAGAGAUGACCUCUGUGGGACAAAGGAACAUUUCUGGAUAUUGCCCUUUCUGAAUUAAGUAAAAGCAUGUGGGCACAACAGUUCUGUGGUGCAUUUUCCAUGUCAUUACCUCAAACAAGCAGCAGCUACUUGACAACCAAUUUGCAACCUUUUCAUAUGCAGUAUAAAUUAUGAUUUCAUUUGAAAUUGACAUUCUUGUAUCUGUCCUGAUGAGUGCAGACAAAAAGCUUUAACAACAUGUCUCUUAAAUUCUGUACUACCAAGCAGCUAUAACAGAAAAUGGAGAGCCUUAUAAAUCACAGGAUGCCAGUGUGUGCUGCCAUGUUAAAGCUCUGAGCAUUCAGGGUUCAACCCUGAUCAGUAUUGG
Molecule: messenger RNA, 6920 nt
Organism: Stegostoma tigrinum
Lineage: Eukaryota; Metazoa; Chordata; Chondrichthyes; Orectolobiformes; Stegostomatidae
Gene: b3gnt9
Product: UDP-GlcNAc:betaGal beta-1,3-N-acetylglucosaminyltransferase 9
Exons: 1
Coding region: 29-1279 (416 amino acids)
Cellular component (GO): membrane
Molecular function (GO): hexosyltransferase activity
Source: RefSeq, a predicted model, not a curated record